GUGCGCUUUGUAAUGGUGCGCCCACUGCAACGCGAGGGAAAUCUGCUCAAAUGGUUCGAUGCGGACAGUCUCAGCAGCGGGCUGUGGUGCUGCGAUGGUGCGUCUCUGGUAAUCUGAGGAAAAACCCGCGAAAUUAAAUAGAGUGGUGACUUUUUUAGACGACCCGUAUGAGGAUUUAAAGGCGUUUGGACUCUCGCUUUGCGCUUGCUGUGUGUGUGUGCGUGUGCGUGUGUGUGUUUCCCCCUCCGCCUCAGAGACCAAGCGCGGGAAAAAGCCGCUGAGGCGUCGACCAAAAUGGCUCCUCGUUCGCUUCUCCUCCUCGUACCAGCUCUCUGGCUGUUUCUCGUCCUGAAUGGCGGAUGGUGCUUGAACGGCGACGAAGACCGCUCGCAAGACGCCGAGUGUAAGAUGAAGAGCGUGACCGUAUCGGCGCUUCCUUUCCUGCGGGAGAAUGACCUGAGCAUCAUGCAUAGCCCGUCGGCCUCGGAGCCCAAGCUGCUCUUCUCGGUCAGAAACGAUUUCCCCGGUGAUGUGGUGGUGGUGGACGACCUGGAGAACACCGAGCUCCCAUUCUUCGUGCUGGAGAUCUCAGGGAAUUCAGAGGACAUCCCGUUGGUUCGCUGGAGGCAGCAGUGGCUGGAGAAUGGCACUCUGCUUUUCCAUAUCCACCAUCAAGAUGGAAGUCUGAACCUUCCUGGGUUGGCCACCACUGAGGACCCAGCCAGCGACACAGCCGAGGAAGAGCUCCGCAUUCUGCACAUCUCUGUGAUGGGUGGUAUGAUCGCUCUGCUGCUCUCUAUCCUGUGCCUAGUGCUGAUCCUGUACACGCGCCGACGCUGGUGCAAGCGGCGGCGUGUGCCUCAGCCCCAGAAGAGCGCAAGUGCUGAGGCAGCCAACGAGAUCCACUACAUUCCCUCCGUGCUGAUGGGUGGACAGGCACGUGAGAGCCUGCGUAACUCGCGUGGUCAGGGCCACAACUCCAGCGGCACGCUCAGCAUCCGAGAGACACCCAUCCUAGAUGGCUAUGAGUAUGACAUCACUGACCUGCGACACCACCUGCAGCGUGAGUGCAUGAAUGGUGGUGAGGAUUUCGCCAGCCAGGUGACACGAACGCUUGACUCACUGCAGGGCUGCAAUGACAAGACCAACAUAGACCUCACCCCUGGGAAUGACAAUACAAAACUGUCCCUAAUGAGCAAGUACAAGGAUAACAUCAUAGCUACCAGUCCUGUUGACAGCAAUCACCAGCAAAACACGCUCCUCCCACACACCACCUCCACGAACCAGCGCAAGCGUCUGUCCAGCAAAACGCGCGCGGGUUCAGCUUUCCUGAACCCGGACGGGGAUUCGGGCACUGAGGCAGACAGUGAGCCGCAGCUCACCUUCUACACCGACCCCAACCGCAGCCGCCGGCGUAGCCGAGGUAUGAGAAAUGGUAACGUCAACCCAGCGUGGGGCUCUGGGGGCUCCCCACGUAGCCCCAUCAAUAAGACCACCCUGACUUUGAUCAGUGUGGUGAGUUGUGUGAUCGGUCUGGUCUACUCCUCUCACCUCUCCUGUGGCCUCAACGUCCGAGUUAUUCUCCAUGUCCCCGAGCACCUCAUCGCAGACGGCUCCAGGUUCGUGCUGCUGCAAGGCAGCCAGCUGGAUGCCUCCGACUGGCUGAACCCAGCUCAGGUGUUGCUAUACUACCAGCAGAAUGCCAGCGGGCCCUGGGUUAACGAACUGUGUGGCCGCCGCCUUCUGGACCCCUGUGAACACCAGUGUGACCCAGAUACAGGUGAAUGCCUCUGUUUCGAUGGAUAUAUGAAGGAUCCUGUUCACAAGCAUCUUUGCAUUCGCAAUGAAUGGGGCCCAAAUCAAGGUCCUUGGCCCUAUACAAUUUUUCAGCGUGGUUUUGAUUUGGUGAUGGGAGAGCAACCCUCUGAUCGUAUCUUCAGGUUCACCUACACUCUGGGAGAAGGCAUGUGGCUGCCACUGAGCAAAAGCUUUGUCAUUCCCCCGGCUGAGCUGGCCAUCAACCCUUCUGCCAAGUGCAAGACGGAUAUGACUGUCAUGGAGGACGCUGUGGACGUCAGGGAAGAGCUGAUGAUCUCCUCAUCCUUUGACAGUCUAGAGGUCCUGCUGGACUCCUUUGGCCCUGUACGGGACUGCUCAAAGGACAAUGGGGGCUGCAGCCGUAACUUCCGCUGCAUCUCCGACCGAAAGCUGGAUUCCACUGGCUGCGUGUGCCCUCCUGGUUUGAGCCCAAUGAAGGAUGGCACAGGUUGCUAUGACCACCACAUUGGCAUCGACUGCUCAGAUGGAUUUAAUGGAGGCUGUGAGCAGCUGUGUCUUCAGCAGCUAGCACCCCUGGAGGAGGACCCCACACUUUACAAUAUCCAGAUGUUCUGCGGCUGCAUCGAGGAUUAUAAGCGAGGAGCAGACGGCCGCUCCUGUCUGCCGCUGUCUGAAGCCUGUACCGAGGGAGUAGACUGCGGAGAGGCGGCUGACAUCCCAGCCAACCAGACCGUGUUUGGAGAUCUCUUCUACGGCUAUGACAACCGCACCAAAGAGAUCAUGUCAGGCCAGAUCCUUAAGGCCACCUUCAGGCAGAAAAACUUUGCUCGUGGUAUAGAGCAGCAGCUUCCGGAUGGCAUGGUUGUGGCAUCAAUUCCCAAUGAGGCGCAGUGCCACGAGGACCUGUCGGACCCAGUUCCUGAUCCGGAGUAUCUGACUGGGAUGGUAAACUACAGUGAGGUGUCUGGCUACCCACUCGUCCAGCACUGGAAACUUCGUUCCAUUUUGUACCAUGUGAAGCUCAAUCAGUGGGUCCUGUCUCAAGCCUUCAGUUCAGCCAUCCGGUCUUUGGAUGGUGCCACCCUGCGCAGUGAUUUUGUGUCUAUUCUGAAGGAGUUUGGUAACCAUUAUAUCCAGGAGGCAGUGUAUGGCUUCGAAGAGUCUUGCACCAUCUGGUACCCCAACAAGCAGGUGCAGCGCCAGCUGUGGCUAGAGUAUCAGGACAUCAGCAAAGGCAACUCUCCAUCGGAUGAGUCAGAGGAGCGGGACAAAGAGCAGCGGACCCUCACCUACCCAGCCUACAUCGCCAGCCUGCUGGACUCGGGGGCCAAGCGCAUGGCGGCGGGGGUGCGCAUGGACUGCAGCAGCCAGGGCCAGUGCCCGGUCUCCUGCCACCUCUGCCACAUGAGCCCUGGGCCCCCGCGGCCUGCAGAGCCUGUGCUGCUCCAGGUCACCAAAGCUGCACCCAUUUAUGAGCUUGUCAACAACAAUGAAACCUACCAGGCUCUGCAGGAGGCCAUGAUGAGCAUGCUGUGGUGCUCAGGGAAAGGCGAUGUCAUUGAUGACUGGUGUCGCUGUGACUCCAGUGCCUUUGGCGCUGAUGGACUGCCAACUUGUGCCCCACUGACCCAGCCCAUGCUCAAACUGUCUCACUUAUAUGAGCCCAGCAGCUCAUUGGUGAUUGUGGAAUGGAGUCACGCAGAACCGCCUAUUGGAGUUCGCAUUGUUGACUAUCUCAUCAGUCAGGAGAAAGUAACAGAGAGAACUGAUCAUACCAAAGUUGAAACAGAGACUAUGCUGAGCUUUGUAGAUGACAUCUUGUCUGGUGCCAAGUCUCCAUGCGUAAUGCUGGGGGACGUCCCUGAUCCCUUUACUUCCAUUGCCAUGAUCAUACGCUGCCUUGAGCCUGACACAACGUACAUGUUCAGACUAUGGGCAGUGGACAACACAGGCCGGCGGUCCAGCCCCAGUGAGGUUACCAUCAAAACGCCCUGUCCCGCAGUUGAUGAUGUGAAAGCACAGGAAAUAGCAGACAAAAUCUACAACCUGUUCAAUGGCUAUACGAGUGGGAAAGAGCAACAAACAGCCUACAACACACUGAUGGAUCUUGGCUCACCAACACUGCACCGUGUGCUGUAUCACUACAACCAGCGCUAUGAAAGUUUUGGAGAGUUCACCUGGCGCUGUGAGGAUGAGCUCGGGCCCAGAAAAGCCGGCCUGAUUCUGUCGCAGCUUAAUGACCUCAGCAGUUGGUGUCGAGGGCUUCUCCAAGAACCUAAAAUUGGCUUGCGCAGAGCAUCUCUCAAAUACCUGUCCUGCCGUUACACAGACACCAAGGCAUUCGGUCUCAAUUGGGUGGACCUUGGCCAAGACUUGCGCAAGGCCUGCGAUGAGCAAAUGCUGCCUGUAAUGUAUAAUGACUAUGGGGAACCUAAAGAACUCUGAAUGUAAACAUGGACAAUAAGGGACUCUGGAGUCCGCAGCAGGAGUCUCAUCUUUUAUUCUGGUUCUUUGUCUCCUCUCUAAGACACUACAGCUAAUAUUCUACUCUGUUUGUCAUGUUCCUUCUCAAUCAGUUGAAUUUAUUCAUUUGAUAAUUGUUGGUUGAUCAACCUAUACAGGAAUUGAGAGCAUAACUGGUUUUGCAGUAAUUUUGCACUGGAGCUGCAAGGCUAACAUUUUCUGUAGGAAACAGCAGUGGGACACAUUCAUCAACAUGCACAGUUCACACCUAAACCAUAUGGGGAACUUGUUUCUUACUAUAUCCUUGUUUCUGUAAAGACAUGUAAAAGAUACUAAUUAUUUUAGUCACAUUUUCCACUUUUUUCCACCAUUUUAUGUAUUGCUGUCUUGUGUUUGUGUCUUCCUUCUCUUAUUUCUUUCAUAAUUGCUGUAUGUUACUACUCUAAACGCCUGUAUUUGUUUCAUUUUUUAAAUUUAUUGUAAAGCUCAUUGCAUUGGCACCUUUGUACAGCCUACACUAUGUACAUAAGGCAUGACUGAUUGACAUGUUUAUUGAUAGUGAAGUUGUACAGUGGGGAAGGCCAAAUCAGUCUUUACAAAAAUAACUAAAUGAAUGAAUGAACAUGAACAAGAAUAAAUACACUUCUUUGCAAGUGGUGUUGCUAAUCUACAUAAAGUCACAUCCAGUCUCUGAGAUCAUACAAAAUGCUAGGGUUUGAGAACAGUUCAUGAUUCAAGCUUGGUCACUAUGAAUUGUAAACUCACAUGAAUUGUGAGUUUAUUGCCAAAACAGCGUUACCCUGAUAUUAUACUGAUAUGUUUAUAUUUACAUGGCAAUUACAAGCAAUAAGGUUUGGAGCAGUGGUGUGAUGAUCUUGGCAUAUAAUUUGUUUUGGGGUUGGGACUUUUUGUUUUUUUGUCAGCAGUGUUAGCCUUGUAGUGCCAGUGCAGAUCUCCAGAUGUCAAGUCUGAACUCCAGACAUGUCUUGUUUGAUCAACCACAUUUGGGAUAAGUGGGAAAUAAAGUGAACUUGAUUUCAGUAGAGCUGUUUCUUUCAGGUUGACAGAGGGAAGGUGUUUGGUGAGGAGCCCUUUCAGAACGUUGAGCAGCCCCAUCCUAUUGUGUCGGUUUUCACAACAAGCAGUCAUGAGAAAUGUUUUUGGACUCACUUUCUUUUUACCAAUUAUGUUGGCUGCCAUACAGAGUUUCUAAAACUCUCAAGAUGGACAUAUGUACAGUUACAAAGCUACUCGUUUUUCAAAGCAGCAUUUAGAUACAGCGGUGUGUUUCCACAAAUAGAGAACACACCAGCUUAUAUAGGUAGAAAGCCUUACUUACUUUUCCACAGGAACUGAGUCUGUAACUUCUUGUUGUGCUAAAAAAAGGUAUGCCUGUAUGUAGUGCAUCUAAAUAUGGGGGGUUGCUAUGUAUUAUAUAAUUAAUGAGAAAGCUAAUGUAAAUGUUUAAAGCAGACUGAAUUUCCUAAUGUACUGAAUGUAGUAUUGAAACUGAAAUGAAAUGUUUUGAAGCUGUACAGCUGUACAGUGUUGGGACAGGACUGAGGAUUGCUUCUGAAUUGUUUACAGUAAUCUGUCUUGUUAAUGUUUCUAAUUAUUUGUUAUUCCAAGUAAAAGUGACCCAAAAGUAUUUGGUUCUGGCAUCAGUGAUUGAAUGCACAGAGAGGAGCUGCCUGAUGAAAACCAAUGCUCGAAAACUGCUAUCAGCAGCUCUCUUUGGAGGUGAUGUCUUAACUCCACAAAACUGAAUUUCUGAUUGAACAAUAACAUCUAAAUAAAAAUUGUGAAAUCAUAAUAAACAUUAAUUCUGU
Pygocentrus nattereri (red-bellied piranha) is the source of this 6071-nucleotide messenger RNA. It is a transcript of the gene astn1, whose product is annotated as astrotactin 1. The coding region runs from base 295 to 4224 and encodes 1309 amino acids. Gene Ontology annotation, molecular function: protein binding. The record is from RefSeq and is a predicted model, not a curated record. The transcript has 23 exons. Gene Ontology annotation, biological process: neuron migration; neuron cell-cell adhesion. Lineage: Eukaryota; Metazoa; Chordata; Actinopteri; Characiformes; Serrasalmidae.